AUGAAGAUAAGGUUAUGUGAUGUAUGUGAAUCUGUUGAUGGAGGUCACGGACCAUUACAGUCUGUUCAUGAAAAGUAUUGGUCUUCGACUUCAAGAAAGUAAGAAAAAAAAACACAACAUGCAGAGAACAUGUCUCAUUUUCAUAUCGUGCUCUAAAACUGCAUUUUCUUUAUUUGCCAUUGUUUUCCUUCCCUGCUUGUAGAGGUCAUGACAUGCGUAAAACAAAAGGCAUUGUUUACAUUCGGCAAUCAGCAAACAACUCAGGGGUAUGUUUCCUAUCUACAUCUACUUAAUUACUCUUCAACGUUUUACACAGCAAGAAGAGUUAUUUUCAGCCUUGGGAGUAAAGGGAGUGUCGAUCCAGGAUAUUGAUACGGCCCACCGAGUGCCAUCUAUGAAGCCGUCAAAUCGACCCAAUGCAAUCGUUUGUAAGUUUGUACGAAGACUAGCUAAAGACCAAGUAAUGGCGGCCAGGAAGAAAGUUGGUGGCCUCAAGGCCGAAGAACUUGGAUUUGCAGCUGAUAUCAAUGUCAAGUACCUUAAUAUCUAUGAUUACUUAACACCACGGUUACAAGCCUUAUAUCAUGAAGCAAAGAAAGUCAGAGGCUAA
Molecule: messenger RNA, 610 nt
Organism: Porites evermanni
Lineage: Eukaryota; Metazoa; Cnidaria; Anthozoa; Scleractinia; Poritidae
Source: the annotation of a GenBank genome assembly